AUGAUAAUUGCUUCCGUGGAAAUAACAUGCUUUCAUAUCUUUUUAGGAAUCCUUAUGUUUGUUAUAUAUUUGAUUCUCCACCAAAUCUAUCAUCAACUGAAACUUCGUCGUGAACGGAAAGUGCCCAACAUCCUCUAUCAAUUUGAGAAAAUUCCCGGUCUCCACACACUCCGAUCCCAAACUCACACGUUUUUUUGUGGAGCACAGAAUUAUCGGCUCUCGAGUUCUCGAAAAUCAGCUCAAGCUUAUAAUCAAGAUCGUCACAAAGUCCAACGUCUUCUUCGAAAACUACUGGAGAAUCCAACAAUCCACGUGCCAGAGACUACUGUAGCCGUAUGUAUUCCCACGUGGUGCUCAAUGACGGGUGCAAGAUUUCAUGAAUUUCAAUGUAUGCCUCCGGCUCCUUAUUGUCCUUGCCCCACGAUAUUAUCAGAAUUUCAUUACACUUAUAAAAUGGUCACUGGGCGGGUACAGGCUACAUUUUAUCAUAAUCGAAGAUGUACUUGUUUGGCAGGAAUUUGUAUUUAUAUGAGAAUUCCAAAUGAGCCAUGGUUUUUCGGAGAGCUGCCAGAGGAGAUGAUUUUUGAUUUAAUCGGUCCCGGAGUGAAAAGAUUCAUCUCACCACGUGGAAGACGUCGUCCGCCACCACUUCUCCAACCUAUUCCACCAACUGUUCCUCCUGUUGAAGUAUCAACUUCUGAUGAAAAUUCAGAAGACGAGAAUUCAGAUGACGUGACGACUCCAGAAGACCCGCCACCGUAUGCAUCAGUUUUUGGAUCAAGCUCUUUCCUGGAAUAUUGUGGAAAUCAGAAAGAACAGCUGAAAAACAACAACGUCUUCAUCAGAAUAUCAAGUACCGGAACAGAAUAA
Molecule: messenger RNA, 870 nt
Organism: Caenorhabditis remanei
Lineage: Eukaryota; Metazoa; Nematoda; Chromadorea; Rhabditida; Rhabditidae
Exons: 4
Coding region: 1-870 (289 amino acids)
Source: RefSeq, a predicted model, not a curated record